AUGUUUGCGAACGACAUCGUAAAAGAUUUCCUCCACGUGGCAGUGACAACCGGCCACUUGCAAGCUGUUACAGAAAUACUGGAGAAAGGAGCAGACAUCGAAGCCGCCGAUUCUUUCAACUUACGUCCGGUCCAUAUUGCUGUGGGGCACGGCCAUUUGGACAUUCUUAAAGCGCUUAUCGCAAGGGGCUGUAAUGUAAAUGCACCUGCAUCUUGCCCUUCUCCGUUGUCAGAAAGGGUCGAGCAGCGUCUGACGCCACUACAUUUUGCAGCUGAAUGUGCCGACCCAAACUUCGCGGUCACUUUGAUCCGUGCUGGAGCUUGUGUAAACGCCAAGAGUAGUUCCAAUGUGUCGCCACUGCACCUUGCAGCACAGAACGGUCAUUUGCCCAUAGUGAAGGCACUAGUUUCUGCAAAUGCUGAAAUGAAUGCCGAGGACGACAGAACAUUCACUCCUUUACUUUACGCUGUGGAGAACAAUUUCGAAGACGUUGCAAAAUUUCUUGUACAGAGCGGCGCUGUUGUAAAUACUAGAAAUUCGGACAGCGCGACGCCAUUGCAUUUCGCAGCAGAGAAGGGAAAUGUUAACAUAACAAAGCUGUUGAUCGAGAACAGUGCCGCUAUUAAUGUAAAGACUCGGCGAAGCUUUACUCCGUUGCAUGUGGCCAUACAAAACAGGCAUGCCGCAGCAAGUCAGCUUUUGAUUAACAGUGGAGCAGAUGUGAAUGCAAGCAAUGCCAACGGAUGGACCCCUUUGCAUAAUGCAGCAUACAGUGGAUACCCAGCGGAAACCGCAAGACGUUUGAUUGCAAAAGGUGCUAGCGUGAAUGCCAAAAACAGGACUGGAUCAGCACCGUUGCACCUUGCUGCAGAGACAGAUUUCGCUGACAUAGUAAACAUCCUGAUCGAAAACAAAGCUGACGUUAAUGUCACUGACGAUCGAAUGUGUACACCAUUGCAUAGCGCAGCUUGCAAGGGCAACUUGGAUACUAUAAAAAUUCUUAUUGCUUGUGGUGCUACAGUUGAUGCGAGGUCUCAGUACCAAGCUACACCAUUACAUUUUGCAGCAAACAGCUGGCAUGUCGAGGUAGUUAAAUAUCUGUUGGCAAAAGGAGCCGCAGUCAAUGCAACUGAUCACAAAAACUGCACGCCACUUCACGCAGCAGCAGAAGAGCUUUCCGCCCACCGCAGUUCCGGGGCACAGCCACAGGAUUCUAAAUUGAAUACCAUAAAAGCUCUAAUUGAAAACGGAGCAGAUAUGAAUGCAAAGGAAAGCAACGGUCAGACAGCUCUGCACAUAGCUGUAAAGUAUGGAGAUUCAGUCGUAGCUAAAUGCCUAUUAGAGAAUGGUGCAUAUUAUGAUGUGAAGGCCAAAUCUUAUUCUGGUGUGAAGAAAUGUAUGGCGCCUUUCACAUUAUACGGCGACGGCAAAAUGCCGCUGCCGUGCCGUGCUGCAGCCGUGUCUUGCCACUACAACAGACGGUCGCCGUACGGCAAGUUCGACAACAGUGGCCUACGUGACUAA
Molecule: messenger RNA, 1524 nt
Organism: Schistocerca cancellata (South American locust)
Lineage: Eukaryota; Metazoa; Arthropoda; Insecta; Orthoptera; Acrididae
Product: putative ankyrin repeat protein RF_0381
Exons: 2
Coding region: 1-1524 (507 amino acids)
Molecular function (GO): protein binding
Source: RefSeq, a predicted model, not a curated record